UCACACACACAGAGUGCCAUCAGACAGGAACAGGAAGAAACAACCAUCUCAGGACAAGACUGUGAGGAGAGAGAGAGGGAGACAAACAGUGACAGACCACCACUUUAAAAACAAAGAGUUGUCAAGCCAGAUUUCAGUCUGGGAUCUGACGUUUUCAACAGGAGCAUCAGCUGGGAUAAUAACACAAACAAGAUAGCUCAACUCCUGGCUUUCCAGAUACUCGGUUCUUGCAACACCGCAAAUGGAUUCCCGAUCCGAAUCUCCAGGUUUAGCAGGAUUGCGGAAGGCUGUAGGGGAUUUCCUUGAUUCAUUGGAUGAAACGCUAACCACUGAUUCCCAGCAGCUGCCCAACAAAGCUCCACAGCUCAUUCAGAGGAUGAACUAUUUGCACUUUCAGCCAAUGCCAGGCAACUCAUCACUUCUUGAGCAGUUGAUCAAGAAACUGGAGGAAUGUAAAAGGGAAGUCUGCAAACAUCUUGAAAAUACAAAGCUGAAGGGACCCAGCAGAACCUUGCACAUGUCGAAAGUGCUUGAGAUGAUCUGGGAGGAGAAGAGGUCCUUGAUGAAGAUGAAGGCUGAAUGUAAAGACAUAUCUGUGAUGCGAGCUGUCCUGGGGACAAUGCAGCUUCAGGUGAAAGAGAAAAAUGAAGAGAUUGCCCGGCUGAGGAGACUGAGCGUUGUCCAGCUGUGGGAACGGGAGAAAAAAAAAGUAAUGUCUGAAGCUUUGGAAAGGGAGCGGGUGUUGAAAGAAGAGACUCAGGAUCAAAAGGUUCAAUGGAUGGAACUUAAAGAGAAGCUGAUAAAGAAGCUGAAGAUACAAGAGGAGGAGAUUAAAAAGUUGCGUUUGAAAGAGAAAGUUUUUGCAAAGUCUCUUUCUCAUCUGGAAACCCAGGACCUGAAGGAAGAGUUGAGGUCUCUAAAGCAACAAUUACUCCAAACAGAGAAAGAUUUACACAAGUCCCAGUGUGAAAUUCUGAGGCAGCAGCAACUCACCACAAUGUUCCUCACAAGUUUGAAAACUGAAUUACAGAAUGCAGCUAUCCAGCAGAAUGUUGGAUAUUAUGUGCCAUCUGCUGACUUUUACCACAUCUGCAAUCAACUGGAUAUCAUUGUCCAAGCUACGCGUGACGGAUCUCUGAGCACACUGCCUGCAGACUCAGCUAUUCGCAGAUUCCCUCAGGAUGUUCCUGUUUUGUUCACGGAAUCUGCACCCUCUCCAUGCCAUGAACAAGUGCUAAAUGACCAAGAGGAACCAGAAAAACUCAAAGGAAUGCCCAAUGUCUCUGUAAACCAAACAGCUUCAGCUACUGGGAAGAAGGCCAAGAAAGGAAGGAGAAGGUUAAAGGCCAGAUUAAUCCAUAAGACUGUUAACCAAACAGAUUUAACAGAAUCUCAUACCAAAUCUAUGACCCCACCACAUGAUGGUCUACCAUUUUCCUCAUCCUCAUCAGACCAGGGAAAACCGACCACUGGGGACGAAAACCAAUCAAACUCUAAAGGAAAGGGUCAACUGAGUCCUCCUCAUGAUGUAAGGCAUGUGAUUUGAAAUGUAAGCCUAAAUCCCAAGUAUCAGCUGAUAUUCCUUUACAUAAUAACCAUUGAUUUACAGUAACUGUGCCUAGUUCUGUCCUCCAUUCCCAACUUUUCCAUGCCACAUUUAUGAUCCCCACAAGCUUUUUCCUACCUCUCUACUCCUCAUCCUAUCAAUCUAUCUUUCCAGUCUGUACUCCCUCCAGAUUCUUCUUAAUGUGUUUUGUGUUAUUAACUUCAAGCACUCUCUGAGGCAAUGAAAUCCACUUUCUCACCACCCUCUGAAAGAAGCCACUUCUCCUGAAUCUCCAACUGCUCUGUAAAUUAUACUGCAGCUCUGUAGACCCCUGGUUGGACCACACUUGGAAUAUUGAGUUCAGGGUGUAGGUUUGC
Molecule: messenger RNA, 1923 nt
Organism: Chiloscyllium plagiosum (whitespotted bambooshark)
Lineage: Eukaryota; Metazoa; Chordata; Chondrichthyes; Orectolobiformes; Hemiscylliidae
Source: RefSeq, a predicted model, not a curated record